Molecule: messenger RNA, 567 nt
Organism: Hipposideros armiger (great roundleaf bat)
Lineage: Eukaryota; Metazoa; Chordata; Mammalia; Chiroptera; Hipposideridae
Gene: PTTG1
Product: PTTG1 regulator of sister chromatid separation, securin
Exons: 4
Coding region: 147-566 (139 amino acids)
Biological process (GO): homologous chromosome segregation; chromosome organization
Cellular component (GO): nucleus; cytoplasm
Source: RefSeq, a predicted model, not a curated record
CCCUGAGUGGAUGAGCCAAUAGCAACGUGAUUUGUGGUUCAAAUGACGAGCGUGGCGCGACCGUUGGAGGCUGAAUAGUGGAUGAUUUUAGCUGUUGAUCCUAACCCGGGGUCUAAUAUGUAUCUCACAACCCUAGUUAAUCCAGAAUGGCUACUGUGAUCUUUGUGGAUAAGGAAAAUGGAGAACCCGGCACCCGUGUGGCUCCUAAGGACCGGCUGAAGCUGGGGUCUGGGCCUUCAGUCAAAGCUUUAGAUGGGAGAUCUCAGGAUUCAACACCACGCGUUGGCAAAAUGUUUGAUGCUCCACCAGCCUUACCUAGAGCUGCCAGAAAGGCUCUGGGAACUGUCAACAGAGCUACAGAAAAGUCAGUAAAGACGAAUGGACCUCUCAAACAGAAGCAGACAACCUUCUCUGCCAAAAAGGUGACGGAGAAGACCGUUAAAGCAAAAAGCUCUGCUCCUGCCUCGGAUGACACCUAUCCAGAAAUAGAAAAAUUCUUUCCCUUCAAUCCUCUCGGUAGUAUCGUUCGGUAUUACAAAAAUGCUUUAGCCUUGAGUUUCUCUUAGG